AUGGGGCCUGCCGGUUGUCGCUGUCAUUGGCGGCCUCCCGAACCGCAAGUGCCCCUGGUAGGCCUGUUCGGUUGUGUGGACGAAUUCAAUCUGGCCGGACACAACUUCGACGUGGGCGCAUCCAAGCGACCCAAUUGUCCUCAGUGCUUCAUUCUGGAUUCCGCGGCUGCUCACGUUAGGCCACAGAUGGCCAGCUUUCUAACCUCGGGGCGACGCAGACCGAUAUCGAUGAAAUUCCAGCCGCUGAACAAUGCUAAACUGCGUUGGAGACUAUCCUUUGAGGUGCUCUACAAUCCUGGCGAGGUCAGCGAAGCCAGCUUGUUUGUUCUUGUCUUCCGAUCACCCCUCGAUGAUAACGAAGUUCGUCUCUGGAUCCACUUAAAACGACGAAAGGUAAAAGUGCUUGCUUUUAUGUGUCAUGACUUGCGGGUUACAUUUAAGUUUGCGUUUUGUUACAGCCCGCAACUGUAUGUAAUGGAAACACCCAUCCACCUCAGGCGAACGAUCAGUUAG
Molecule: messenger RNA, 513 nt
Organism: Dibothriocephalus latus
Lineage: Eukaryota; Metazoa; Platyhelminthes; Cestoda; Diphyllobothriidea; Diphyllobothriidae
Source: the annotation of a GenBank genome assembly